AUGUACCGUAGAAUAAUAUUUGAUAACGAAAACGCGAUUGAUGACGAAGUUAUUGCAAUGCAACGGCGACCUAAAACUUUUUUACGAGAGGCAACGUUUAAUACAAUAUUGAGAUCAAUAGAAAAUGAAAUAUCUCCUCCUUCUACCAGGAACAGAGCAAUAUUACCUCCAAGUAAAUUGUAUAUGAUGCUGAGGUACCUCGCUACAUUUUCGUUUUUGUUGUGUGUUGCUGACUUCACUGGAGUCAGUGAAUCCUCAGCGUGUCGAUACGUACACCAAGUCUGCAGAGCCAUAGCGAGACAAAGGCCAAAUUUCAUUUCAUUCCCAUCUAAUGAGAUUGAUAGAAAUAGGGUAGUCAAUGGAUUUUACAGCCACAGUAGAUUUCCUAGAGUGAUAGGAGCUGUGGAUUGCACCCACAUAAAAAUUCAGUCACCAGGUGGAGAUAAUGCAGAAGUAUUUAGAAACCGGAAAGGUUGGUUUUCUAUCAAUACCCAAUGCAUUUGCAAUCCAUGGCUCAAAAUUAUGGACAUAGUGGCGCGAUGGCCAGGAUCAAGCCACGAUCAAAUAAUUUUUGACAACUCUAAUAUCAAACACAAAUUUGAAACAGGAGUCAUAAAAGGCUACCUUUUAGGUGACGGUGGCUAUGAAGUUAAGCCCUACCUUAUGACUCCUCUGCUAAACCCUACCACACGAAGCCAGCAAUUAUAUAAUGAGAGCCAUAUUAGGACAAGAAAUGUAAUAGAAAGAUGUUUUGGUGUUAUGAAACGGAGAUUCCCUGUACUCAGUAAAGGUUUAACAGUAAACUUGAAUAACACACAAGCCAUUAUAGUUGCAUGUGCUGUUCUCCAUAACAUAUGUGUUGAUAUGCAUGAUGAACUUCCAGACGAUGAGCUGAUGGAAAACAAUUUUAUUAAUGAUGUUAAUGAAAAUCACAUUGAUAAUUUGGUAGGAACAAGAGGAAAGCAAGAGAGAGAUAGGCUGAUCAAUGAUCACUUUGCAAAUUUACUAUAA
Molecule: messenger RNA, 1011 nt
Organism: Macrosiphum euphorbiae (potato aphid)
Lineage: Eukaryota; Metazoa; Arthropoda; Insecta; Hemiptera; Aphididae
Source: the annotation of a GenBank genome assembly